Molecule: messenger RNA, 1071 nt
Organism: Dendroctonus ponderosae (mountain pine beetle)
Lineage: Eukaryota; Metazoa; Arthropoda; Insecta; Coleoptera; Curculionidae
Product: receptor-binding cancer antigen expressed on SiSo cells
Exons: 2
Coding region: 148-756 (202 amino acids)
Cellular component (GO): secretory granule
Source: RefSeq, a predicted model, not a curated record
CGUAGAUAAAGACAAGUGGUGACAGUAAACAUCAAAAUUGCUCUGAGCAUAACCUUAUUUCGUUACUGUUUUCCUUUAUCUCAGUUUACAGUUUUUACCAAUAUUUAUAAAUGAGCGCCAUGUAAUUUCCGUUUGGAGACAUUCACAAUGUUAUUCGCUUGGUUGUUGUUCAAGUUAAAGUCGUUUUUCCUUGUGUUCUCCAAUGUGUUUCGAAGAACCCUGUGCUGCUUUCGCAAACGAAGAAACAGCUUCUCUGAGACAGUGCAACUGACUCAUGUGGUCACCAGUGGCUCAGAGGAUCCGCCCACUUGGUCGGAUUGGGGCAACGAUCAGUUCAGAGACAACAAGCCGAAGACUGUGCAUGAUUACAUCGAACAGUAUAGAGAGCAGGCAGUUAAGGCCCGAACUGGGGAGACUGCAGAUGGAAACGCUGAGGAUCGAGAGGAUUAUUUCGAGGACAUGACCCCCCAAAUCAGGAGGCAGGCGAAAGUUUUGAUUGGAAACAGGAACGGGAAUGGCGGCUCUAAUGUGAAUAGCAGACUUAGUGCCAUUCAGGAUCCUCUGAAUGUGGCGACUGGGGAGCUGCUGGAAUGGGACGAAAAUGGGGGCUGGGCUGGCGAACAGCUCUUGGAUGAAGAGGCUCAGAAGAUCCUCAGAGAGCAAAAAAGACUGGAAAGGGAACGGAAGGCCUGGGCGCAGCACCAAAAACGACUGGAGAAGUCCACAAGGACCUUAGGCUCAAAGUUGGCAACGUAAUAAUGAAAGGACCAUCCUGGAAUGAGGUUUUUUAUAUUAAAUAAGAGAAGAUGCACAUUUAGGUAGGUCCCAAGCAUUCCUGCCACUUUAUAGAGGCUUUUCCUGAUAUUUUAAUUAUUUGUUAUUUUAUAUAAAUUCAUUAAUGACAAAGCAACACUACUGAAUAAUACUAAAUCACUAUAAGCAGAUUAUUAUGUACGCAUGCAUUUUUGCCUCUUGGUGGAUUUAUCCAGCUCGCACUUUUCAAACGGAUUGCAUUUUACAUUUCCGCAAUAGCUGCCAGUGGCUGUUUCUGCAAAAAAUAUGAAAACAAUA